AUGAUUUCGUCGAAGGAUACGCGCCUCGCUCUCAUACAUAUUCCUUUACAUCUGUACUCCAGCUUCCUUCAAUCCAUCUUACAACUACUUUUACCAAAUGCAUCCCGUAGUGGCUUCCCCAAUAGCAACGACGGGGCGGUCCAGCCUCCUAGAGACUGGCCUUACGAGCACCCCUUCGUGAACAUCUCUGUCACGCCCAUCGAGUGCUCGGUGGUAUGUUCGCGGACGCUAGCGACGGAUUUGUUCAUCCCGGUGCUCAACUUGCUCGAUGUUCAAUCUAGAAGCCAGGUGAACAUCACUUCCGAGGAUUUCGUGGUAAUGCAAGUCGAUGGCGAAGGGCUUGAUGCAGGUCAGCGUGUCCUGGAGCUCACAAGUCCUCUUGCUUUAGCCGGCAUCUCAAUCUUCUUUAUUACCACGUAUUUCUCAGAUUACAUCCUGGUCCCGCUUCGUCACAGAGCGCAAGUCAUCCAUGCCUUGGAAGAGCAAGGCUUUCAAUUCGAGGACCAGACUUCGUCGUAUGUCAAUCCAUAUAACUACAACCGCAAACAUUCGUCAGCCUCGAGCGAUAUUCAAUCACCCAGCACGCCUCCACCGGCGACGAUAUCGGAGCUACAAAUCAGGACGUUCGCCACCCUCAAGCGCCGCAAUAUCGUCCCCACAGUCUACUCAGGCAUUCGUCUUGUCCAAUGUGCCGGCCGUAGAGAUGGUGCAAACGGCAUGAGUCAGAACGGCAACCGUAACAGUAUGGUCAGUACAGCAGACGAUGCGCUUCACCUCGGUCUUGUAAAAUGCCUCAUCUCGCCACCAUAUCCGAAGUUUUUAUCCCUCACGCUGACCGACACUGAACCGGCAUCGCUACUUCUCGACCACACACUGCUCCCAAAUUUCACACAAGACAUCUUGCUUGGCUCCAAAGAGGACUAUCUUACACCUAUCACGCUCGACCUUCGCAACCUCCCAAUGGAAAGCACCGGUAUCGUCUGUGGUGUGGCUGGCCGUCUAACUGGAGGUACGAUCGGCCAAAUUGAGAGCCCUGUAGAAAUGAGUUACCUUAGCACAGCUCGAGCAGGAACGGUCAUGGUCCCAGAAGAAGAAUUAGGGCGAGCUUUGAACGCCUUGCAUGGUGCAGCAAACGGUGCCUUAUCGUCACUGGACUAA
Molecule: messenger RNA, 1158 nt
Organism: Dothidotthia symphoricarpi CBS 119687
Lineage: Eukaryota; Fungi; Ascomycota; Dothideomycetes; Pleosporales; Dothidotthiaceae
Exons: 2
Coding region: 1-1158 (385 amino acids)
Biological process (GO): regulation of intracellular signal transduction; cellular response to L-arginine
Cellular component (GO): cytosol
Source: RefSeq, a predicted model, not a curated record